AAAAUCUCUCUCCCCUGUCCCUCUCUUAUUCAAAAGAAAAUCAUAGGAGGAGAUUUCGGGAAUCCCCAACUUUUCUGGCCACCCUAUCUCCUCCCCAAUAUUGGACAUUCCUUCCCAAAAUAUCCCUCCUUUGGUUUGCCUCUCCCUCUCUCCCCUCUUUAAAUCCCCCUCCCCGUCUUCCCAAACUGUCCCUGUCUCUCUCUCCCCCCACAUCUCUCUAAAAAUCUCUCUCUGUCUCUCGCUUCUCGGCGAUGACGGCGCCCAACAUAGAGAUGAUAGCAGCGUCGCUGAGGAACUGCUCGUUGGGGAGAGGAAACAGGGGGAGCUGAACUCGGAGUUGCCUCUGCCGUACCACUGGGAGCAGUGUCUCGACAUGCGGACGGGAGAAAUAUACUACGUCAACUGGGAGAACGGCAGCAGGACCACCCAGGAUCCCCGGACCUCUUCCACUGCCUAUUUGACGAGCUACUACUUGGAGGAAGAAGAGGAAGAGGAGGACACCUCCGACGGGGACAGCACCUCAGGCGACGGCGACGAUGGCAGCGGCGAGCCCAGCUUCUCCUCCAGCGCCUAUUCCGGCCUCUCCUCCAUCUCCUCCCCGUCCCCAGGCGAGACCGCCACCAGCACCGCCGAUUCCUCCGCCAGCAGCGAGAUCCUUGUCGCCGCCGGCUGCAAGGCCUGCUUCAUGUACUUCAUGGUCCCCAAGCGCGUCGAGGACUGCCCCAAGUGUGGCGGCCUCCUCCUCCACCUCGGCCGCAACGGUUGCAUCUAAAACUUGUUGGUUUUUGGGUCAAACCACUGAGAAAAAUAUUAUUUUUUAAGCCAAAGUUUCGAUUUUUUUUAUUCUCCUCCUCUCCUGUUUCCAUCUUCAUCUUCUCCUCUUCUCUCCCCGUCUAUACCCAGCUGUGAAUCAUAGAGAUUAAUCUAUAAAUACCGGUAAAUAAUCUUUUCUUA
Elaeis guineensis (African oil palm) is the source of this 954-nucleotide messenger RNA. Its product is annotated as protein CURLY FLAG LEAF 1. Lineage: Eukaryota; Viridiplantae; Streptophyta; Magnoliopsida; Arecales; Arecaceae. Gene Ontology annotation, molecular function: protein binding. The record is from RefSeq and is a predicted model, not a curated record.